Molecule: messenger RNA, 1527 nt
Organism: Molossus molossus (Pallas's mastiff bat)
Lineage: Eukaryota; Metazoa; Chordata; Mammalia; Chiroptera; Molossidae
Product: steroid 17-alpha-hydroxylase/17,20 lyase
Exons: 8
Coding region: 1-1527 (508 amino acids)
Biological process (GO): progesterone metabolic process; hormone biosynthetic process
Molecular function (GO): heme binding; steroid 17-alpha-monooxygenase activity; iron ion binding
Source: RefSeq, a predicted model, not a curated record
AUGUGGGAGCUCUUGGCUCUCUUGCUGCUCACCCUUGCCUAUUUUUUUUGGCCCAAGGUAAAGAGCCCUGGUGCCAAGUACCCCAAGAGCCUUCCAUCGCUGCCCUUGGUGGGCAGCCUGCCAUUCCUCCCCAGACAUGGCCAUCCGCAUGUGAACUUCUUCAAGCUGCAGGAAAAAUAUGGCCCCAUCUAUUCCUUUCGUAUGGGUAGCAAGACUACAGUGAUGAUCGGCCACCACCAGCUGGCCAAGGAGGUGCUUAUCAAGAAGGGCAAAGAAUUCUCCGGGCGGCCCCAAGUGACGACUCUAGACAUCCUGUCAGACAAGCAAAAGGGCAUUGCUUUUGCCGACUACGGUGCCGCCUGGCAGCUGCAUCGGAAGCUGGUGCUGGCCACCUUUGCCUUGUUUAAGGAUGGCAACCUGAAGCUAGAGAAGAUCAUAUGUCAGGAAAUCAGUUCCUUUUGUGAUUUCCUGGCCACACAUAAUGGACAGUCCAUAGAUUUGUGCUUGCCUCUCUUCUUGGCGGUGACCAACAUAAUCUGCUUGAUCUGCUUCAACACCUCCUACAAAAAUGAACAUCCUAUACUGAAGACCAUACAGACAUACAAUGAAGGCAUCAUGGCUUCUCUGGGCAAGGAGAGUAUGGUAGACAUAUUCCCUAAUUUGAAGGUGUUCCCCAACAAAACACUGGAAACAAUGAAGAACAGUAUUAAAAUACGAAAUGUUUUGCUGACUGAAAUCUAUGAAAAACAUAAGAAGAACUUCAGCAGCGAUUCUGUCACUAACUUGGUGGACAUACUGAUUCAAGCCCAGAUGAAUUCAGUCAAUAACAAUGCUGGCUCAGACCUGGAUUCAAAGCUGCUUUCAGAUCAACACAUUCUCGCUACCAUAGGGGACAUCUUUGGGGCUGGUUUGGAGACCACUACCUCCGUGGUGAAGUGGACUGUGGCCUUCCUGCUGCACUAUCCUCAGUUGCAAAAGAAGAUUAAGGAGGAGAUUGACCAGAAUGUAGGUUUUGGCCGCACACCAACUAUCAGUGAUCGAAACCACCUUGUCCUGCUGGAGGCCACCAUCCGAGAGGUGCUUCGCAUUCGCCCUGUGGCCCCUACACUCAUCCCCCACAAGGCUAACGUUGACUCCAGCAUCGGGGAGUUUGCCAUUGACAAGGGCACCAAUGUUGUCAUCAAUCUGUGGGCACUGCAUCACAAUGAGAAGGAAUGGCACCGGCCGGACCAGUUCAUGCCCGAGCGCUUCCUGGACCCCACGGGGAGCCAGCUCAUCUCGCCAUCCUCAAGCUACUUGCCCUUUGGAGCAGGACCCCGCUCCUGCAUAGGGGAGAAUCUGGCCCGCCAGGCGCUCUUCCUCUUCAUGUCCUGGAUGCUGCAGAGGUUUGACCUGGAGGUCCCAGAUGAUGGGCAGCUGCCCUCCCUGGAGGGCAUCCCCAACGUGGUCUUUCUGAUCGACUCUUACAAAGUGAAGAUUAAAAUGCGCCAGGCCUGGAAGGAAGCCCAGGGUGAGGGUAGCACCUAG